Molecule: messenger RNA, 1258 nt
Organism: Strigops habroptila (Kakapo)
Lineage: Eukaryota; Metazoa; Chordata; Aves; Psittaciformes; Psittacidae
Gene: PPA1
Product: inorganic pyrophosphatase 1
Exons: 11
Coding region: 92-964 (290 amino acids)
Biological process (GO): phosphate-containing compound metabolic process
Cellular component (GO): cytoplasm; extracellular exosome
Molecular function (GO): inorganic diphosphate phosphatase activity; magnesium ion binding
Source: RefSeq, a predicted model, not a curated record
ACCCUUGCCGCAUGCGCGCUGCCACCCCAUGGCGGCCGAGGGGGCGCGGCGCGGCUGCGCAGCGCGGUGAGCGGCGGGCUCCGCGGCAAGCAUGGCCGGGUACAGCGUGGAGGAGCGCGCCGCGCCUCACAGCCUGGAGUACCGGCUCUUCUUCAAGGAUGCCGCCGGGUGUUACAUCUCCCCCUUCCACGAUAUCCCCAUCUACGCGGAUGCCGGCAAGAAUGUGUUCAACAUGGUUGUGGAAGUACCUCGAUGGACAAAUGCUAAAAUGGAGAUUGCAACAAAGGAUCCUUUAAACCCAAUUAAGCAAGAUGUGAAGAAAGGAAAACUGCGCUAUGUAGCUAACGUGUUUCCCCAUAAAGGUUACAUCUGGAAUUAUGGUGCUAUUCCACAGACUUGGGAAGAUCCAGGUCACAAAGAUGAAAAUACUGGCUGCUGUGGAGAUAACGAUCCAAUUGAUGUGUGUGAAAUUGGAAGCAAGGUCUGCUCUCGAGGAGAAGUCAUCAAGGUGAAGGUGCUGGGCACUCUGGCACUGAUUGAUGAGGGAGAGACAGACUGGAAGAUAAUUGCUAUCAACGUUGAAGACCCUGAAGCAGGCAGCUAUAAUGAUAUCAGUGAUGUCAGAAGGAUGAAACCUGGGUACUUAGAAGCUACAGUGGACUGGUUCAGAAGAUACAAAGUACCUGAUGGAAAGCCAGAAAACCAGUUUGCUUUUAAUGGCGAAUUUAAAGACAAGGAUUUUGCUGUGAACGUCAUUAAAAGUACUCAUGAACACUGGAAAGCUUUAAUAGCAAAGAAAACGGACGGAGGAGAGAUCAACUGCACAAACCUGACGGUGUCAAACAGCCCCUUCUGCUGUAGUCAAGAGUGUGCAAAAGCUACUGUGGAUGCCGCACCACCAUGUAAAGCUGCCAACCCAAUCCCACCCGAAGUUGACAAGUGGUUCUACUACCAGAAAAACUAAGGCCUGAGACAGCUCUGUCCUUCCCACUAAGGAGUCACCACAUGCAGGAAUAGGCCAGAAACAGCUUCAGUGUCAACACCGAGGAGACAUUGCCUGUAUCUUUGCUGAUUAGAAUUCUAUAUCUAGCAGUGAUGUGUCUGCUGCACUGAGGUCUUGUGGAGGCUAGAAGACAUAAUUUAUAAAACCACAACGCCCUGCUUGCGCAUGGUUGUGUGCUCUACUUCAUAAACCCUGACAGAAGAUCACUCACCUGGUACGUGUAUGGAUGCUAGAAAUAAAAACUACUGAAACAGC